Aspergillus calidoustus is the source of this 765-nucleotide messenger RNA. Lineage: Eukaryota; Fungi; Ascomycota; Eurotiomycetes; Eurotiales; Aspergillaceae. The record is from the annotation of a GenBank genome assembly.
AUGUCCGACUCAACCAUCGUCCUCAUCACCGGGGUUGCCCGAGGCCUCGGCAAAGCCCUCACAGAAUUCUACCUCGCGCGACCCAACCACACCGUAAUCGGCACAGUCCGGGACCCCGCCGCCCCAAACGCCCAAGCCCUGCUGUCCUCCGCACGCACGAGCGCCGCCCCCGGCUCAAAGCUUCACCUCCUCAAACUCGAAGCCACACACGCACCCGACUACGCCUCUCUGCCAUCUUCCCUCAAAGCCCUGGAGAUACCGCACCUCGACCUCGUCAUUGCGAAUUCGGGGAUCUCGUGCUCGCCCACGCCGCUUGCGACCAUCUCCCCCGAGGACGUGUUGCAUGGCUAUGAUGUGAAUACUGUUGGGACGCUGAGGCUGUGGCAGGCGACGCGGGAUCUGUUGGAGAAGUCGACGCGGGGCCCGAAGUGGGUGUCCAUGUCUUCGGGGGCCGGGUCGAUUGAGGGGGUCAAGACGUAUGGGACGCAGUGGUUUUCGAUGUAUGGGAUGAGUAAGGCAGGGAUGAAUUGGCUGACUGUCGCAAUCCACAACUCCGAGGAGUGGUUGACGGCUUUUGCUGUGCAUCCUGGACUCGUCCAAACAGACAUGGGAAACAAGGGCGCGCGCGAGUUCGGUAUGGAGGAGGCGCCAAACACCAUCGAAGAGGCGAUUACAAAGACUACAGCCAAGAUUGACGAGGCCACCCGUGAGGCGACGUCGGGUAGAUUCUGGAACGUUAUUGAUGGGACGGAGUGUCCUUGGUAG